AUGGCGCAUCGCUCCCUCACAACCCCCGACUUGCACACUUAUCACACCACGGCGAGUACACCAAGCUUGCGGAGCAGGCAGCCGGUGAUCGAAGCGAUGGACCGGCCUUUCACCCCUCCAGAUGCCGAGGGUGGAAAUGUGAAGGUGGUGGUGAGGGUGAGGAAGUUUGUACGCCGAGAGCUGGACCAGCAGUCACCAUGCCUGGUGCAGAUGAAUCCGCACACCCAACAGACCACCCUGCAUCCCCCCGAAGAGUCGAGGUACAGCCGCAAACAGCUCGAGGAGAAGAGCUUCGCAUUCGACAAAUCAUUCUGGUCGCACGAUGAGAAAGAUGUGCAUUAUGCCCAGCAACACGACAUCUACGCCUCGUUUGGCGAGGAGUUUCUCGACCACAACUUUGACGGCUACCACACCUGCAUCUUCGCCUACGGGCAGACUGGCUCGGGCAAGUCGUAUACCAUGAUGGGUACGCCAGACCAGCCAGGCUUGAUCCCACGGACGUGCCGGGGCCUGUUUGAGAGGAUUGAAGAGGAGCAAAAUGGCAGUAUAACGUACAACGUUCACGUCUCCUACUUUGAAAUCUACAACGAGCACGUCAAAGACCUGUUGACCCCCCGGACCACGCCGCCGACCUACCUGAAGAUUCGAGAGAGCAAGAGCGAUGGGGUGUAUGUGCAGAACCUGAUCGACGAACCGGUGAAGUGCUACGAGGACAUUGAACGACUCAUGAAGAUGGGCGAUUUGAAUCGGACGACCGCCAGCACGAAAAUGAACGACACCAGCUCCCGAAGCCAUGCCGUGUUCACCCUGACGUUGAAGCAGAUCCAGCACGACAUCGCCACCGACAGCACGAUUGAGCGCCUGGCACGGAUGCGGCUGGUGGAUCUUGCAGGGUCGGAACGCGCGAAUCGCACAGAAGCCACAGGCCGACGGCUGAGGGAAGGGGGCAACAUCAAUCAGUCUCUUACCACCUUGGGCCGCGUGAUUGCAGCUCUGGCCGACCCCAAACGACAGAAGACCCUGCGCAUGAACGGUUUGCAGAACCAAUCGAAGCGUCGAGUGGAGGUCGUGCCCUACCGAGACUCCGUGCUCACCUGGCUCCUCAAGGACUCACUCGGAGGCAAUUCCAAGACGGCCAUGGUGGCAUGCAUCAGCCCGACGGACUACGAGGAGACGCUGUCCACGCUGCGUUACGCAGACCAAGCCAAACGAAUCCGCACCAAAGCGCACGUCAACCAAGAUGCCGUGUCGGCGGCGGAGCGAGAUGCGAAGAUCAUGGAAAUGGCAGAGACGAUCAAAGCCCUUCAGCUCUCCGUCAAUAACGCAGCGGCGCACAAGCGGGACGAAGCCGACCGAGCGCGAGACGAGCUGGAAGACUACCAGCGCCAGGUGUCGAAGAUGCAACGGGCCAUGGAGGAGUCCCGGGCGGUCUCAGAGGUCAAGAUCCGCGCGCUCACGCUGGAAGUGGAAGAGCUGAGACCACAGAAUGACAUGCUGCGAGUGGAGAUUGAGGCGCUGCGAAGGCACUUGGCGCUCGCGGUGGGAGAGCUGAAGAACCCCAUUGUCCUCCCGAGCGAUCUUGGACUCGUGGGCGACGACGACGAGGCUGAAGAGGCUCGGGAUGUGUGCGGCGAUGGCUCGGAUAGUGGAAUGGGCGAUGACAGUCGGUCGGUGUGCGAGGAUGAAGAUUGCUUUGGACAUGAUGAGUGGCAGGCGGAUGUGGAUGCGCUGUUGAAGGAUAUUGGGUUGUUCAAGCGCAAGGUGGCUGAUGAUAAGGAGAGGUUUCCACAUCCCCUGCGCUCGCCAAUGUCGAGUGAGGUUGGCUCGAGUCUGAGUCGGUGGUAG
Messenger RNA from Neohortaea acidophila, 1845 nucleotides. Its product is annotated as P-loop containing nucleoside triphosphate hydrolase protein. Lineage: Eukaryota; Fungi; Ascomycota; Dothideomycetes; Mycosphaerellales; Teratosphaeriaceae. Gene Ontology annotation, biological process: mitotic spindle organization; microtubule-based movement. The transcript is spliced from 2 exons. Gene Ontology annotation, molecular function: microtubule motor activity; microtubule binding; ATP binding. Bases 1 to 1845 code for a protein of 614 amino acids. The record is from RefSeq and is a predicted model, not a curated record.